Myiozetetes cayanensis is the source of this 1707-nucleotide messenger RNA. It is a transcript of the gene MEPCE, whose product is annotated as methylphosphate capping enzyme. Gene Ontology annotation, molecular function: snRNA binding; O-methyltransferase activity; RNA methyltransferase activity. The record is from RefSeq and is a predicted model, not a curated record. Lineage: Eukaryota; Metazoa; Chordata; Aves; Passeriformes; Tyrannidae. Gene Ontology annotation, biological process: snRNA modification.
AUGCGCGGGGGCGGCGCGGCGCGGCGCGCAGGCGCGGGCCGGGCCGCCAUCAUGGCGGCGGCGGCGGCGCCGCCCGAGGCCUUCCUGGUGCCGCCUCCGCCGCCUCCGCCGCCCCCCGCGGGCCCUCAGAGACCCCCCGAGACCCCCCGGCCCCGCAACGGGCUCCGCGCUACCGGCGGCGGCGGAGGCGGCGGCAAGCGGCGCGGCAGCUGCGGCGCCAAGCAGCCGGCGUGGAAGCGUCGCCGCCGCGCGGCCUCGGAGUGCGGGCCGGUGCUGCCGUCGGAGUUCCUGCUCGGCGGGAACAUCUUCGACCCCCUGAACCUCAACAGCCUCCUGGACGAGGAGGUGAGCCGGGCGCUGAACGCGCGCACGCCGCAGUCGUCGCCGCUGCCGGCGCGGGGCAGGGACCCCGUGGAGAUUUUGGUGCCCAGGGACAUCACGGACCCGCUGAGCCUCAACGCGCCGGGCGACGACGGGCCCGAGGUGCGGCUGGCGAGCCCCGCCAAGAGCGGCCGCAGGAGGCACCGGCACCGCGGGCAGCAGCGGGCCAACAGCGCCAGGAAUAAUAACAAUAGUAACACCGGGAAUAACAACAAUAGCACCGGGAAUAAUAACGGGAAUAACGCCGGGAAUAGCGGCGGCCCCGAGGAGCCGCCCCCCCCCGAGCCCGGCCCCACCGGCCGCCACCGCAAGCGCCGACGGACUUGCAGCAAAUCCGAGGGGCCUCGCCCGCCUCCCCCUACCCCUCAAAACCACGAGAAGCCCCCUUCACCACCACCACCACCAACAACACCCCAACAACAACACCAGGAGAAAACCCCGCAGGAAAAAGCGGGGAAAGCGACCCCGGGCAAAGCCCCGCGUCGCCAGGAGCGCAAAUUCCAGUACGGGAACUACUGCAAAUAUUACGGGUACCGCAACCCCGACGUGGAGGACCCGCGGCUGCGGGCGCUGCGGCCCGAGUGGUUCGCGGGCAAGGAGGUGCUGGACGUGGGGUGCAACGUGGGCCACUUGACCCUGAGCAUCGCCAAGCGCUGGGGGCCCCGCAGGGUCGUGGGGAUGGACAUCGACGGGCGGCUCGUGCGCUCGGCGCGCCAGAACAUCCGCCACUACCUGUCCGAGGGGCUGGGGGAAGGGAGGGAGGGGCAGAGGAGAGGAUUCCCCGCCGCCCUCUCGGCCAGCCGAGGUCCCAUCGCGGCCCCGCAGCUGCCCCCGGAAGGGCCCGAGGCCGCCGAGUUCCCGCACAACGUGGUGUUUGUUACGGGUAACUACGUGCUGGAGCGGGAGGAGCUGGUGCAGGCUCAGCGCCCAGAGUUCGAUGUGCUGCUGCUGCUGUCGCUCACCAAGUGGGUUCAGCUCAACUGGGGGGACGAGGGGCUCAAGAGGCUCUUCCGGAGGGCGUUCCGGCACCUGCGCCCGGGCCUCCUGCUCGAGCUCCCAGCCCUGGGGUCCUACCGAAAGCGCAAGGGGCCUACCGAGACGACGUUCCGGAAUUACCAGCGGGUCCGGCUGAGGCCGGAGCAGUUCCCGGCCUACCUGACCUCCCCCGAGGUGGGCUUUGAGCGCUUCGAGCUCCUGGGGACCCCCCAGCACAGCUCCAAAGGCUUCCAGAGGCCGAUUUAUCUCUUCCACAAGGGACAAGGUGACACCCCUGAGUCCCCUCCCCUCCCCCUCUCCCAGGACCCCCCAAAUGUUUGGGGGCUCUGA